Molecule: messenger RNA, 2091 nt
Organism: Cervus elaphus (red deer)
Lineage: Eukaryota; Metazoa; Chordata; Mammalia; Artiodactyla; Cervidae
Gene: TRIM52
Product: tripartite motif containing 52
Exons: 2
Coding region: 1-876 (291 amino acids)
Cellular component (GO): nuclear body
Molecular function (GO): zinc ion binding
Source: RefSeq, a predicted model, not a curated record
AUGGCAGGCAGUGCCACUGCUCCUAAUCCCUUGCAGACACUUCAGGAGGAAGCCGUGUGUGCCAUCUGCCUGGACUACUUCAAGGAUCCUGUGUCCAUCGGCUGUGGUCAUAACUUUUGCCGAGGGUGUGUGACCCAGCUGUGGGGCAAGGAAGAUAAUGAGCAAGACAGGGAGGAAGAGGAAGAUGAAUGGGAGGAGGACGAGGACGACGACGAGGCAGUAGGGGCCAUCGGUGGAUGGGGCAACUCCAUUCGGGAGGUUUUAUACCAGGGGGAUGCUGACGAGGAGUUGUUCCAGGACCAAGAGAAUGAUGAACCCUGGGUCGGUGACGGUGGCAUAAGGGACAGAAUGGAUUAUGUGUGGGACCAAGAAGAAGAGGAGGAAGAUACGGACUACUACCUGGGAGGCUUGAGACAUGACCUGAGAAUUAACGUCUACCUGCAAGAGGAGGAGAUUUUGGAAGAAUACGAUGAGGAGGAGGAAGAGCUGUACCCUGACACUCACCUGGCCCCGCCUCCAGCCCCUCCACGGCAGUUCACCUGCCCCCAAUGCCGAAAGAGCUUUAAGCGUCGCAGCUUUCGUCCCAACUUGCAGCUGGCGAACAUGGUCCAGAUAAUUCGCCAGAUGUGUCCCACUCCUAAUCGAGAGAGCCGGGUGAAUGAUCAGGGCAUCUGCUCCAAACACCAGGAAGCUCUGAAACUCUACUGUGAGGUGGACAAAGAGGCCAUCUGUGUGAUAUGUCGAGAAUCCAGGAGCCACAAACAACAUAGUGUGGUACCAUUAGAUGAAGUGGUACAUGAGUACAAGGAGAAAAAAAUGGAGAAACUAGUGAAACCUUGCAUCCCGAGUGCUGCCAUAACUUUGAGAGGAAAUUGAGGAAUUCCAGAAUUUCUUCAUCAACUUCUGCAUCUGAAUUCAUUGACUGAGCCUAUCAAACAUCGGGUUUAAAAAACAAAACAAACAUCAGCUUAUCCUUUGCUCUUAGUUGAGAUUAAUCUACUGAUGAAGAAAACUGUACUUUGCUUUGUUCGGAGUAAGGCUUUAAAAACUCUGGAAAUGCUAUUUUCACUAAGCCUAGCACUAAAGACAGUAUUUUUGAGGUUGUAUGAAAUGAAAUUAGUUGGAAGAAAAAAAUUAGAGAAGUAUAUGUUAAUGGUGCUACAGCAAUGGCAUGUUUUAGAUCUGGGUCUUUGUCAGAAAUUGAAGAAAACUGGAGAGAUGUACCGUAGCAGUCACCACCAAGCAUUGACUUCAUCAGCCUGCCCAUAAUCUACUGGAAAUCUUAAGCCUUGCUGUCAGCAUAACUGUUGUGAAAAGUAGUCCAUCUGAUCCCAGUUUGCCUUGGUUUUCAAAAAUCUGAAUGCUAUUCAGAGUAUUUCCUGUCACGCACUGAGUUUCCUUGAUCAGAAAACUUGGUUCACCUGACUGAACUUCUUAUGGACAGAACAACUACUUUGGGACACCAAUGAUAAAGAAUCUGUACUUUAAAACUUAAAGCAGAAUUUAACACAUUGAAGCUUAAAAUACAUUGACCCUGAAAUGUCAAGGAACAGACACCAACAUCACUGCUUGUUAUGAAAUGAGCACUUUAAGCACUUGCCAAAAAUCUCUACAAAUGGCAAACUCAUAUGAAAAAUGUCAAUUUUCUUGGCUAAUCUUUCAAGAACCAGAUUCAUGAAUGUUAUUUCCAGGGAAAAAAAAAAAAAAGGGAAAAUCUAAAACUAUUCUGGGUGAUGUUUUGUUGACCUUGUUCUUAAAACCUACCUGUGGUAACUUUGGGAAGAAUGUCUCAUGUUUCACACUUAAUGUUCAUUUCUCACUAGAAGAACUUCAGGAGUUUGUGGAACUCAAAGUUGGAUUGUUUUGACUAGAAAUUUUCAGAUUUUAAUCCUACAUUAUUCCAUUUUUCUCCUUAUAUCUUAAAAGCUUUUUUUUAAAAUUGGUAUAACUAACUGUGGGAGAAAAUACCAUAAGUGUUGUCAAAGCAGCUUGUGUUUUGUUGCAUUUUCUACACCAUCCAGGAAAGAAAAGUUAAGGCUUAACAGUGACAUGGUUAUUAUAUCAUUUGAAUAAAUUUUUGCCUUCCAAAAU